AUGGAAAGUGAAGCUUAUAGCUAUGGAUUCUCUGAUUCUGCUGUUGCUGAUGCUUUGAGGAACUCUCAGUUAAAAUCCCAGUCGCAUUUUUAUUUUGAUUACGAGGAAGUGGAUGGGGAUGAUGAUUUGAAUUCGGAAUAUCCUUGCCCGUUUUGUCCUGAGGAAUUUGAUUUGGUUGAGUUAUGCUGCCAUAUUGAUGACGAACAUCCCGUAGAAGCCAAGUUUGGAAUAUGUCCUAUUUGUUCUACAAGCGUGGGAGAGAAUAUGGUUGGACAUAUAACGAUGCAACAUGGAGAUAUAUUUAAUAGUCAACAAAGAUUGAAAUUUGAUAAAGACGAUUUCCCUCAAAGUCUUUCUUUCGAGAGGAAAGAGUUACUAGAUGAUCAUGUAAGAACUCUUUCUGGGUUUUCUUCUCUGCAUUCCACCUCCAAGAUGGCACCUGAUCCAUUGCUGUCAUUUUUAUGCAAUGCACCUGUCAUCAAUGAGUCUGAAACUGUUCGGCCCGGGCCUUCAAGUAUAGAAAAAAUGGAGGAAAAAGAUUUAGACGAUACACUGUCGGAAAGGGAUGUCGGGUUACCUUCUCUACCAGACACAAACCAAGAAGAGAAGACUCGGAGAUCGGACUUCGUACGGGGGCUAGUUUUCUCCAUCAUCUUAGGCGACAAUUUAUAAUAGACAUCACAAAGGCAGAAGAAGAGGGAUGCUAUAUCAUAUUUGUAGGAAAUGGUAUUAUGAUUAGUGUUUAUUUCAACCUCCAUAUUACUGUAAUGGGAACACGACGUAGGAAUAUAUGAAUUUGGCUUCGUAAAUAUGGUUAGAAAGUGUAAGCAUUCUGUCUCU
This is a messenger RNA of Cucurbita pepo subsp. pepo (vegetable marrow), 840 nucleotides long. Its product is annotated as protein DEHYDRATION-INDUCED 19. NCBI's taxonomy places the organism in Eukaryota, Viridiplantae, Streptophyta, Magnoliopsida, Cucurbitales, Cucurbitaceae. The record is from RefSeq and is a predicted model, not a curated record.